UGAAAGCCAUCUUUGCCACAGCUUUUUACCAAGUAUUUGUUGGCACAAAUAUGGGCAGCCUCCAGGGCUGCAGAAGAGAGCUGCUCAUACUCAUCCAACUUCAUGUGGCCACACAGUCAUAACCUAAAUCUUACGGUUCAUUGGUGGCACCAGAGAACACAAAGCAUCCAGUUCCCCUUGCCUGUAUGAAACUGUGGUCUGGCUUGGUUUCUAACACUUGACCUCCUCACCUGGCAGGGCCUUGGCACGAGUAGCUUCCAGGAGAAGAGCUUGGACCACAGCAGAGGACAACUCCUGAGCCUUGAACUCCUGCGAGGCAGCGACUCAACACAGGACUUCCUGAUCUUUUAUUUGCUCACAGUCAUGGGUACAAGUUUCUCAGCUGAGCUUAGCAAAGAAUGCCAAGAUCUGGAAUCCAGCUUUAAAGAAUAUAUUAAGAACUUCAGGGAGGAAAGAAAAAUCAUCUCUCAGGAAACCAUUCUUUCAAUCAAGUCACGCCUGAGCAGAGGAGACAUUCAAGGCGCACAUUCCAUAAUCAGUGGUAUAUUAGAAAAUAUUGACAAGGUCCCACUCAAUGUCGCUGUGACAGGGGAGUCAGGAUCAGGGAAGUCCAGUUUGGUGAACUCCCUGAGAGGGCUGGGACACGAAGAAGAAGAUGCGGCUCCGGUUGGGGUAGAGGAGACAACCAUAGAGAGAACGCCAUACAAACACCCGAAUUUUCCCAACGUGACAAUUUGGGACUUGCCUGGCAUCGGAACCACUAAUUUCCAGCCGAAAGAUUAUCUGGAGAAAGUCAAGUUUGGUGAGUACGACUUCUUCAUUAUUGUUUCUGCAACACGCUUCAAGAAAAAUGACCUAGACCUGGCCAAAGUUAUAAAAGCUAUGAAGAAGAACUUCUACUUUGUGAGAACCAAGGUGGACUUUGAUUUACAAAAUGAACAGGAAUUUAAACCAACUACCUACGUAAGAGAAAAGGUCAUAGAAGAGAUUCGAAACAAAUCUCUGAAGGAAUUUCAAGAGAAUAACAUUGAACCACAGAUCUUCCUAGUCUCCAACAAAGAUUUGUCUGCGUUUGAUUUCCCAAUCCUGAUGGACACCCUACUAAAGGAUCUCCCUGCUCAGAAGCGCCACAUGUUCACGCUUUCCCUGCCCAAGAUUACGGAGGCAGCCAUUGAUAGAAAGAGGGACUCCCUACAGCAGAUUGUCUGGCUAGAAGCCUUCAAGGCUGGAGUUUUGGCGACCUUUCCUGUGGUGGGCAUCAUAAAGGACAAUGAUGUGGAGAAGCUGAAGGCCUCCCUACAUCAAUAUCAGGUCCACUUUGGAGUGGAUGACGCAUCCCUGCAGAGUCUGGGUAAGGAUUUGCGAGUGCCUGUGGAAGAACUCAAAGCCGCCAUUAAGUCUCCCUAUUUGUUUGACACUGAACAGGACCAAACAAUAGGGGAAAAGCUUUUGGAAUAUUUGGAGAUUUUAAGUUCAGUUGCUUUCACUCCUCUUGCUGCAGGUCUUUACUUUAUGAAAGUCUUCUACCUGCAAUUUCAUUUCCUUGACACAGUGACCAGUGAUGCUAAAGUUCUCCUUAAAAAGUCAUAUUCCAGAAACCAGUUGACUUCCCAAUAGACAAAAAUCAUCUGCAUGUUUGAAAUUCUAAUUUGUAGAAUAAUGUAGCACAGUGGUUGUUGGCAACCCAUCUACUGAGUUUGCUCUUGCUAUCCAGGCAGCAACUCAUACAUAAUGAUUGCAUGUCCCUUUUAGAUGUACCACGGGAAUGGGAUAUUUUUGAAUAUGGUCAGAGAGCUAAAUAUCAUGCAUCCACUUUCAAUGAACCACCACAUCAGAUGAUUUUACCUCCUUUAAUGUAGCUGUGAACUUGACAACCAUUUUCCUUCCUGACAUAAGCUCUUUGAAACCCAGUUGUACCCCAUUCCCUUCAACCUUGUGAUAACAUCCUCUUUCUGCAUGGUUGUUUGUGAUGUAGCCUGACUUUCCUGCAUCUGACUGAUCCAAACUCACAGCUGCUGACGGUGAUAAAGCUUGUUGGUCAACAGCAGAGUCACAUAGGUGAGCUUCCUCUUCUCACCGUCUUAAAGCAGCCAAACCCCAGCUCCCAUGGGAAAGCCCAAGGUAUAGCACCUGUGGUCCUUAUCAAACACUGGCCCCACAGGCCCACUCACUUAUCCUUGGUUCCCGCCCACUAGUAGAGCUCCAUGCUACUGCUGUACUUCCUGUCGAUGUCGUCUCUAGGUUUCUAACCUCUGAUUCCUGGGGAAACUCAGUUUCUUCUGUUUCAUGCAUUUUAGUGUCACCUCCUUGUGUCUCAGCUGACAAACAGGGAAACCUCUGUCUCCAUGCUCCCCCAGUCAGGGCUGUGCUAGAGACAGCCCAUUUUGGUUUAUGCCACUCUUAAGAGCAAAACAGCAAGAAAUCGUAUCACCAUAAAAAUCACAACUUUGAUAAAAUCAUAAGAAAUCUAUUUCAUCGGACUCCUUCUCCAAAAAGUUACUAAAAAAUUUAUAAGUCUGUGCUGAUAGGAGAGAGGAAAUCUCUGACUUAUUAUAGUUUCAUGGCUCUUUAUUGUCAGGAUGGUGAGAAAGUUCUAUAAUCCCCUUGUGAUACCAAUAAUGCUUAAGAAAUGCCUGAUAGAAGAUAUUUGCUGGGGCAGGCACUGUGGCUUAGUAGGUUAAGCCUCUGCCUGUGGUGCUGGCAUACCAUAUAGGCACCGUGUCUUUUCCUAGCUGCUCCUCUUCCAAUGCAGCUCUCUGCUAAUGGCUUGGGAAAGCAGUAGAAGUUGGCCCAAGUGCUUGGACCCCUGCACCCAAGAAGAAGCUUGGAAGAAGCUCUAGCCAUGUGGACAUUUGAGUAGUGAACCAAUGUAUGGAAGAUCUCUCUCUCUGCUUCUCCCUCUCUGUGUCUUUAACGCUGCCUCUAAAGUAAAUAAAUCCUUUAAAAAAUGCCUACUUCUUGUGAGUGGUGUGAAGAGUGAGCAUACAGAAUG
Messenger RNA from Lepus europaeus (European hare), 2992 nucleotides. Its product is annotated as interferon-inducible GTPase 1-like. Gene Ontology annotation, cellular component: endoplasmic reticulum membrane. Gene Ontology annotation, molecular function: GTPase activity; GTP binding. Lineage: Eukaryota; Metazoa; Chordata; Mammalia; Lagomorpha; Leporidae. The record is from RefSeq and is a predicted model, not a curated record. The transcript has 4 exons. Bases 364 to 1617 code for a protein of 417 amino acids. Gene Ontology annotation, biological process: cellular response to interferon-beta; defense response.